UGCGUGGCGCCCCCGCCUAUCUUUUGGUAGCGUCCAAUGGCGGCACGCGGCACUUUGCCCUUCCACCUCCCCAUGGCCCCUGCCUGCCAAUAGCGCUGUGCCGCCGCUGUAGUCCCAUGUAAGUGUUACCUGGCCGGGGCUGUCACGCACUUCGGGGUACAUAGUGUCAGUCACGAGAUCUACAGACUCAGGCGGCUGUCACGAGGGGGACUCGAGACCCGGAGACGUGUGAGGAAUGCGACCAGAGCUCCGGAAAUUCACCAGGAACCCCGCACGGUGUUGGUUGGAGCCGGCAUGUUUCUCUGCCUUAAACACGGACCUUGUCAUUGCAUCAGGAUAUUAAUGAAGCCUAACGUAAUGCGGGUUGUACUGUAACCUUUGCCUGGACUGGAACUCAACGUCAGGACAAUUGGAGGUGAUCUCUUGUUACUCGGGCUCAUUGUGUCGGCGGUUCCCGUGGACGUGAUGCUUCGCUGAAGGAAAGAGAGCCGGGGGCGGUGUGUUGGCAGGACAUUGCUUGUGCCCCUACAGAGGCACGAGACUGCACUUACUCCUAGGAGGUGGACAUAUUCAUUCCAUUAUAUUGUGAAGACUGCGUAUUCCUGGAGAAGUUGCAGACGAGUGGACUAAAGCAGGAUGGAAACGGACGCCAGGGUGUUUUUGGUCUUUAUUCCCGUGGAAGGGAUGACCUGUAACUCCUGUGUCCAGACAAUUGAACAAAAGAUUGGAAGCAUCAAUGGCGUUCACAGUAUUAAAGUGUCUCUAGAAGGAAAAAAUGCUGCCAUUAUAUAUGAUGCUAAACUUCAAAGCCCAAAAGCUCUACAGGAAGCUGUUGAGGAUAUGGGCUUUGAGUCUACCCUUGGUUAUGCAAACCCUCAGCCAGUGCCUACGGACAGCACCUUUCUCCGUCUAUCAGCCGAGCAGUCAGCUGAACAAAUACGCAGUGGCCUUUCACAGUUUAAAGGGGUUCUGGAUAUUAAAACUUCUCUUGAAGGAAAAGUGGCCUGUGUGACUUUCAUACCUUCUGUGAUUAACCCAGGACUGCUUAUUCAGAAAAUCCCAGGACUGAGUCUAGAUUCCACGGCCUCGAAGAAGACCAUUUCAGGUUCUGCUGAAAGCAGGUCUGCCGCAGCUGCUGAUGUCCUGGUGAAAAUGAAAAUAGAAGGGAUGACCUGCCAUUCUUGUACUAGCACCAUUGAAGGCAAGGUGGGAAAACUUAAAGGAGUGCAAAGAAUCAAAGUGUCUCUAGACAGCCAAGAAGCCCAUAUUUUAUAUCAGCCGCACCUUAUCAAAGCUGAAGAAAUCAGGACCCAAAUUGAAGAAGCUGGGUUUAUAGCUUCAAUUAAAAACAAGCCCUCUCAAAAACUGGGAGCAAUUGAUAUUGAGCGGUUGACAAAUACACAGACCAACAGCAAUGGGGACUUAACCCAGAAAAUACCAAAGCUUCAAAAUGACCUCAGCAGAGCCAUCUUUCAAGUUGAAGGCAUGCACUGCAAAUCCUGUGUUGUGAACAUUGAAAGUAACAUAGGUUCACAUCAUGGGGUGUCGAGCGUUGACGUGUCAUUGGAAAGUAAGUUAGCUCUUAUAAACUUUUAUUCAAAUAUCACUACUUCUGAUGCACUCCUUCGGGCAAUAGAAGCUCUGUCACCCGGCACGUUUAAAGUGAGUCUUUGUAAUAAUCCGAAGCUUGCAGAGGCUUUUAGCGUGCAGAAAAAAUCAGAAGCCUCUUGUGCCACGGAGGUCUUUUCUAGCACUUCAAACCAGGACUUUUGCUCCAAAGUCACAGUGGUGAACAUUGAAGGAAUGACAUGCAUGUCCUGUGUCCAGUCCAUCGAGGGGCUCAUCUCUAAGAAGCCAGGGGUAAAAUCCAUACAAGUCUCCUUGGUUAACAAAAAUGGGACUGUGCAGUAUGAUCCAGCCAUUACCAAUCCUGAAGAUAUACGAGCAGCAAUAGAGGAUAUGGGAUUCGAUGCCUCUAUUUAUGCAAAUACUGGACCAGUAGACACGUUUACAACAGAAGCCUCACAGAAGACUUCCCCUGGGUCCCUUCUUCCUAAAGAUCGCACCAGCAAAGAAACUCCUGUCCACAGCAAACCAGAAAGAAAGAAUGUGAACAAAUGCUUUAUCCAAAUCACUGGAAUGACCUGUGCCUCCUGUGUUGCCAACAUUGAAAGGAAUCUCCGCAGAGAAGAAGGGAUCUAUUCUGUUCUUGUUGCCCUGAUGGCUGGCAAGGCAGAGGUUAGGUUUAACCCCGAGGUUUUACAGCCUUCAGGCAUUGCAGAACUCAUCCAGGAACUUGGAUUUGAAGCCUCUGUCUUGGAAAACUAUGAUGACGAAACUGGCAUUUUAGAGUUAUUGGUGAGGGGAAUGACCUGUGCCUCCUGUGUACAUAAAAUUGAAUCCCGCUUGAUGAAAACAAAAGGGGUGUUGUACAGUUCAGUGGCACUUGCAACCAAUAAAGCUCACAUUAAAUUUGAUCCAGAGGUUAUCGGCCCAAGGGAUAUCAUGAAGAUUAUAAAUGAUCUAGGCUUUAGCACAUCUUUAGUAAAAAGAGACAGAUCUGCAAGCCACCUGGAUCACCGAGUGGAAAUACAACGGUGGAAACGCUCCUUCCUAAUCAGCUUAAUUUUCUGCAUUCCUGUAAUGGGACUUAUGGUGCACAUGAUGUUCAUGGAGAAUCAUCAACUAAUGCCUCACCACCAUAACAUGACUGUGGAAGAUAUGGCAUAUUACCAUCCUACCUUGGUUUUGGAAUAUCAACUCAUCCCCGGAUUAUCCAUCAUGAAUCUGGUUUCUCUUCUCUUGUGUAUACCAGUACAGUUUUUAGGGGGCUGGUAUUUCUACAUUCAAGCUUACAAGGCACUCAAGCACAGGACAGCUAACAUGGAUGUGCUUAUAGUCCUUGCCACCUCUGUUGCUUUCAUCUACUCAUUGAUCGUUCUUAUUGUCGCAAUAUUUGAGAAAUCCAAAGUGAACCCAAUUACAUUCUUUGACACCCCACCAAUGCUGUUUGUGUUCAUUGCGCUGGGCCGCUGGCUUGAGCAUAUUGCCAAGAGCAAAACUUCAGAAGCCCUUUCACGAUUAAUAUCUUUACAAGCUACUGAAGCAACUGUUGUAACCCUGGGUCCAGACAACACUGUGCAAAGUGAGGAGCAGGUGGACGUGGAAUUGGUGCAGCGCGGGGAUAUUGUCCGAGUGACACCAGGAGGAAAGUUCCCAGUGGAUGGGAGGGUUAUUGAAGGGCAGUCCAUGGUUGAUGAAUCUUUAAUCACCGGAGAAGCAAUGCCUGUGUCUAAGAAACCAGGCAGCAGCGUGAUUGCUGGGUCAAUUAAUCAGAAUGGGUCCUUGCUCAUUGCUGCUACUCAUGUUGGAUCAGACACUACUCUCUCCCAGAUUGUAAAACUUGUGGAAGAUGCACAGACAUCCAAGGCCCCAAUCCAGCAGUUUGCAGAUAAACUCAGUGGCUACUUUGUCCCCUUCAUUGUUGUCGUGUCCGUUCUCACCUUGUUUGUCUGGAUUAUAAUUGGAUACCACAACUUUGAAAUUGUUGAGAAAUACUUUCCUGGCUACAACAAGAGUAUUUCAAAAGGAGAAGUGAUUGUCCGUUUUGCCUUUCAAGCAGCUAUCACGGUCUUGUGUAUUGCUUGCCCCUGCUCACUUGGUUUGGCAACCCCUACUGCCGUCAUGGUCGGGACAGGGGUGGGUGCACAGAACGGCAUACUGAUUAAAGGAGGAGAGCCAUUGGAGAUGGCACACAAGGUGAAGACUGUAGUGUUUGAUAAGACUGGUACCAUUACUAAGGGGACGCCUGUUGUUGUGCAAGUGAAAGUAUUGGUGGAGGGGAACAGGAUGCCUUCAAACAAGCUGCUAGCAAUUGUGGGGACAGCAGAGAGUAACAGUGAACAUCCGCUAGGUUCUGCUGUUAUAAAGUACUGCAAAGAGGUGUUGAGUGCACAGACCCUGGGUACUUGCUCUGACUUUCAGGCAGUUCCUGGUUGUGGAAUCAGCUGUAAAGUGAGCAACAUUGAACCACUCCUGCAUGCUGCAAACAGCCCUGAUAACAAUAGGAAUGCAGUGUUAGUGCAGAUUGAUGGACAGCACGAGGACUCCAUUCUGCCCUCCAUCCUGCCCUCCAUCACAGUCUCCCAGAAUCCAAGCAAUGGUUCCUCACAUACAUACUUAGUCCUUAUUGGGAAUCGUGAGUGGAUGAACAGGAACUUUCUGACCCUGACAGCAGAGACUGAUGAACUGAUGACAGAACAUGAGAAGAAAGGGCGCACAGCAGUCUUGGUAGCAGUAGAUGGCAUACUGUGCGGACUGAUUGCCAUCGCUGAUACUGUAAAGCCUGAAGCUGCUUUGGCUGUACAUUCCUUGCGAUCGAUGGGAUUAGAUGUUGUACUGAUGACUGGAGACAACAGCAAGACUGCCAAAACCAUUGCUGCACAGGUUGGCAUAACCAAGGUGUUUGCUGAAGUUCUCCCCUCACACAAAGUAGCUAAAGUAAAGCAACUGCAAGAGCAGGGAACUCGGGUGGCAAUGGUUGGAGAUGGGAUCAACGACUCUCCAGCUCUUGCUAUGGCAGACGUGGGAAUUACCAUUGGGUCUGGCACUGAUGUGGCCAUAGAAGCUGCAGAUGUCGUUUUGAUAAGGAAUGAUCUGCUAGAUGUGGUGGCCAGCAUUGAUUUGUCUCGCCACACUGUGAAAAGAAUCCGAAUAAAUUUUGUCUUUGCUCUAAUCUACAACCUUGUUGGAAUCCCAAUAGCUGCAGGUGUGUUCAUGCCAGUUGGUUUGAUUUUGCAGCCAUGGAUGGGAUCAGCCGCAAUGGCCGCGUCAUCCGUUUCUGUUGUCUUUUCUUCUUUGUUGCUUAAACUUUACCGUAAGCCCAGCCGUGAGAAGCUUGAGCAGAGGGCCCUGGGCCAGAUGAGGCAGAAGUCUCUUUCCGACAUCAGUGUUCAUAUUGGGCUCAUGGAAAACCGGAGAGAAUCCCCCAAGCUGGACAUUCUGGAUCGCAUUGUCAACUACAGCCGAUCGUCUCUGAAUUCCUUUUUAUCAGACAAACAUUCCCAGCACGGCAUCCCCCUAAAUGAGCCGGACAAACAUUCACUGCUCCUGGGGGAACUGAAGGGCGAGGAAGACACAUUCCUAUGAACAACGGGUUGAAGCAACGCUCUCUUACGUCCUGCUGGAGCCUCUAUACAGGUGUUGCCAAACAGCAGCUACAAUCCCAAACGAUUUUUCCGAUAAUGAGAUUCCUGCGAUGGAUGGAGAUAUUUGAGUACCUUAAACCAAUACUUGGUGCCAGUUACACCAUGAAGAACCCUGGGAACCUAUUGUAGUAAAUAGACACAAUGCACCUAAGUCAUGUGCACCUUGGAAUAGGAAGAAAGGGGCACAGAAACCCAUCAUUUUGCAGUUCUAUGUGCCUUAUUGCUAUUGGAUAAUUAUUCCUCCACUUCAUAGCACUGGACUUCUAGCAGUAAACUAAAUCAGCCUUUGAGUAUUUUAUUUUUGUAUGAGAUAAAAGCCUGUAUAGCAAUCAUAUACUGUAUAUGUUCUGAUUAGCAUUCUGAUUCCAUUCCACCCCCCCCCCCUCCAAGGAGAAUAUGGUAUAAGCCUUUGCUUCCAUCUGCUGCACUGCACACUUUUACUCUUGAGAUUAGUUGGGCUCAUCCAACCUCACUUUUCUUUAGGUCAAUGGGGUGAGAUUAUAUUCUGAUUUGUGGCCGUGGCUUCUUAUUUAUUUGGGAAUAAGAAUAGAGCUCAAUAGCCUUUAUUAUGACAAGCCCUUCCUAAGAGAACUAGUUCUGUCUAAAUACCCCCAUUGCUGGACAGAGAUGUAUCUUAUGUACUUAUUGUCCGAAGAGAUUUUCAUUAUAAUUUCUCCUGCUGAAGGAAAUCUCUCCCGUAUCCGCUAGCAGUGCCCUAAGCCUGUGCAGCGUCUCAACGUGGGAAGCCAUGAGGCCGACAUUGAAAACACAUCAGAAAGAGAUUUAUUAAUGAAGACAGGCCCAGACUGGCAAUCUGGGGGUUCUGGCAAAUACCAGAUGGACUGCUGUAAGUUGCCAUAGAAAGUCACUAUUUAUUGGGCUGGUGGGGGCUGUUUGGGCCUCUGUGUACUUGCAAUGCCAGGGCCUAUUGUAAAUCCCAGUCCAGACCUGAAUGAAGGUGGUUAUUUUAUUGAUUCUUUACAGACAUGAGAUUAAUAGACUGUACUCUAGCACUGAUGAUUUUGGCAGGUUGUGUCGCCUCCCAUGUGACUGAUGUUGCAGAGGUGCCUGGGUAAUAUAGGGCAGUGGUUCCCAGCCUGUAUCAUAAGGUGACUACAGAUUAUCAGCUCAACCUAAAACCUGAUGCCUUCCACCUUUUGCUGAACUACCAUCCUCUUUGCCAGGGCAUCAUUUUGCUUAUUUUUAGCUUGAGCGCAUGAUAUAUAUGAAUAUGCAACAAGAGCAUGCUGGGAAUCACUGCCUAUCAAAUAUAUCCUAACAACAUGGAUUUCCUGAUAUAAAAUCACCCCCAUGUAGGCAUAAGAAAUAUCCAGCUCACUACAGUUUUGCCGGCAGUUAUGUCCUAGUGAUCUCCUGGGUGUCAGCAGCUGAGCUUUAUUUUGUGCACGGGAGGUGUUACUAGGCAAUGUAACAUUAUAUUUAUUAUGAUAUUCCCAUUGGAUAUCCUGGAGAGCACAGUAAAGGCCAAGUUGUGGGUUCUCUUACAAAGCUGCACGACAUGUAACUACAUUCCCCCCAAUGUGGCACGACAGGGAAUCAUCACCCCCUGCGUCUGAAUGUGACACCGCUGUUCAUUUUGCCUCCGUUUGUAUUUAUUUUCUUUUUAUGGUAAAAUAUAUAUAUAUAUAAAUCUGCGUGGAAAUAAUAACAAAGUGUAUCAAAGCGAGAGAGAGAGGCUUUUUACUGUGUUCUGUACAAUAAUGUAGAGUUCUGAGCGGAGUUGCAUGGAGAUUACAGCCGAGUGCUUCUCAUAAUACAGUUACGUGUUUACAUGCAAAUUUCAUAUAAAUUGGAUUGUGCCA
Molecule: messenger RNA, 7030 nt
Organism: Xenopus laevis (African clawed frog)
Lineage: Eukaryota; Metazoa; Chordata; Amphibia; Anura; Pipidae
Gene: atp7a.L
Product: ATPase copper transporting alpha L homeolog
Exons: 24
Coding region: 637-5148 (1503 amino acids)
Biological process (GO): copper ion transmembrane transport; monoatomic cation transport
Cellular component (GO): trans-Golgi network; membrane; Golgi apparatus
Molecular function (GO): P-type monovalent copper transporter activity; metal ion binding; ATPase-coupled monoatomic cation transmembrane transporter activity
Source: RefSeq, a predicted model, not a curated record